This is a messenger RNA of Vicia villosa (hairy vetch), 1031 nucleotides long. RefSeq lists its product as uncharacterized. The record is from RefSeq and is a predicted model, not a curated record. The transcript has a single exon. The coding region runs from base 222 to 818 and encodes 198 amino acids. Lineage: Eukaryota; Viridiplantae; Streptophyta; Magnoliopsida; Fabales; Fabaceae.
UAAUAUUUGACUUAGUCUUUCACUCGUAUUUAAUUUUUUAAGUCUUCAAGCUACUGUAACCGGAGAAUUUGAUGUCCCCUCUUUUGGUUCUAUAUAUGUAUAUCAAGAAUUGAUAGAUUCAAGCUAAAACAACUCAGCUUUUAUAAAACAUCUGUUGUUCAUCAGAAGCACUUUUCAACUGAUCCUUUCUUUGAUUUUCCAGUUUUCAAUUCAAAGCUUUCAUGGCAAACCUUGGAACCACACAUAGAAUACCAGCAUCCUCAAAAACUUCAUCUCCAACAACUAACACGUCUGAACCAAAAGGACCAAAUGAAAAACCAUAUGCUGAUUUCAAAUUCUACUGUCCAAUUAACAUUCCCUUAACAGCAGAAGCUGCGGCGUCUCGUAUCAUAAGAAACUUAGGAAAUUUGGGGUUAUACUACACACUGUUUAUUUGGAUCAUACUCUUCAUAACCCUCAUACCUUGUCGAAAAGUGUCCUUGAUUCUGUUGGUUAUCAUGACUUAUGUGACAACCCUUUAUUGUUUACUAUUAAGAGCAUGUCCUAAUUCAGUUUUGCUGCAUAGAAUCAUAGAUAAAAGGAUUAUAUUUAGUUUGCUAUUUAUUGCAACUGCAAUUCAGCUGAUUUUGACAGGUGCAGGUAUUCAUUUUGCAGUUACUAUGACUAGUAGUGUGCCUGUAGUUUUGCUUCAUGCAGUUUUAUGGGCUAGUAGUUGUGAAUUUGCAUAUGAAACUGAGGAAGGUUCUCGUAAAGAAGAAUUGGCUCCUCUUACGAGUGACCAUAAUGAUAUUGAAGCUCAGAACUCGGACGUAGUUUGACUUAUUUAUGAGAAAUCUUCGUGUUGCAACUCUUGAAAAUUUAUGAAAUUAAGAUGCUGUUUGAUUUAUAUGUCUUCGUUUUCCUUAAAUUUUGUAGAAUUCUGCAAGGAAAUAUAAGAUAGCAUAUGUGCAGUGUUUGUAAUGAGCAUGAAUACAUGUGCAAAAUAUCUAUACAAUUAACAUGAAUAAAACACGAAGAACAAUUUUUUGAUA